Molecule: messenger RNA, 699 nt
Organism: Raphanus sativus (radish)
Lineage: Eukaryota; Viridiplantae; Streptophyta; Magnoliopsida; Brassicales; Brassicaceae
Product: transcriptional regulator TAC1
Exons: 1
Coding region: 99-500 (133 amino acids)
Source: RefSeq, a predicted model, not a curated record
UAUACCCUUCCAUCCUUAUACAUCUCUCAGGAUCCUAUCUUUAGGGUUCCAAUAUUUUCAGAAAUAUCUCUUGAAUAUUUAAGCAACAUAUACAAAGUAUGGAGUGUGAGAGAUCAUCGUCGUCCACUUCAUCAGAAACCGGAGCCGUUCUUCACAAUCGUUCGUCGGUCUCCACCGUGACGAAACGAAUGUACGAGUGCACUUUCUGCAAAAGAGGUUUCACGAACGCACAAGCUUUAGGUGGUCACAUGAACAUCCAUCGACGUGACCGUCUCAACAAGGCGGCCAAGCUGCAAAAUGACGCUGACUCAUCACUCUCCGGUUCUCGAAUAUGUUUCCACGUGGCAUCUUCCGAUCGUGGAGGCUAUGAGCAAGUAGACUCCGUCGUCUUCAGGACAACCACGAACUUGAGCUUACGAGUUGGAUCGAUGGUAACAAGGAGAGAGAACGUCGUCGUUGAAGGAGAUGAAAUCGAUUUGGAGCUACGUCUUGGCUUAUGAGAUCAUCAACCACUACAUCUAUAUUUGUAUAAUACGUUUUUGGGUGUUAAUUGAAUGUUUUUUUCUUGAAACUUUAUUGAAUGUUUCUUGAGGUUGAUAUAUGUGUAUAUGUAAUAUACGGCCGCAUAUGAGGAGUUUAUAUUAUAUGUUAAUGUAAUAUAUGUUUAGGUGGAUAUUUAAUUAUGCAUGUUUUGUGAUC